Messenger RNA from Galleria mellonella (greater wax moth), 1939 nucleotides. It is a transcript of the gene Pus10, whose product is annotated as putative tRNA pseudouridine synthase Pus10. Bases 158 to 1921 code for a protein of 587 amino acids. Gene Ontology annotation, biological process: tRNA pseudouridine synthesis. Gene Ontology annotation, molecular function: RNA binding; pseudouridine synthase activity. Lineage: Eukaryota; Metazoa; Arthropoda; Insecta; Lepidoptera; Pyralidae. The transcript is spliced from 11 exons. The record is from RefSeq and is a predicted model, not a curated record.
AGAUUAAUUUGUUUUUAGUAAAAAGUAACUCUAAUGCUUACUAUAAUCGGUUACAAAUUGAAUAACAAAUUUACUGGACGGAAAAUGUAAACAACAAUUGAUUUCUUAAUAUUGAGUCCACAUUUUUAAAACUUUUGGUACAAAUAUUUUAAAAAAUAUGAAUCAGAAAACUAUAUUUAAGUUUUGCAAAGACCUAGGAUGUUGUGAUCGUUGUUGCCUUCGAUAUUUAGGAGUGAAAAUUCCAAACGCGUAUGAAAAUUCCAACGAGUAUGUUGCUAGAUUCCAAGAUGAACCCACAUCAAAUAUAAAAUCACAAGAAGACAUACAAUCAAAUGAAAAUACAACAAGUGGUAAGGAUAAUGUCAUAGUAACAGAUGCUGUUACAAAAUCAGAUAACACAUGUAGUGCUUCUGUGCACACUGAUAAUGACUCCGACAAGGAUAUUGAAGGUAUACAGGACAAUGCCACAGGCGAUGUAGAUAGUGACAAUAUCCAUAAUGACAAUAUGGAAUACAAAAAUGGCAUAUUACCACCCACAAAGAGACGGAAACUCCAUCACUGCGUCAGUUGCCUUGGCAUUCUGCAGGAAGACACAUGGCCCGACACUAAUCUGAUGCUGAAAGAAAUGCUGCAUAAGAAAAGUUACGAGUGUCCUACAUUUGCGUGUGCCCUGUCUGCUCCCAUCGCCACCCUGCUCCGCGAGCGUGCUGUCACACUUCUCGUCCGCGAGGCCUAUCCUGAGUAUGAUCCCAAUACACUGACGCCACUGAAGGAAGCGUGGAAGUGGUCGUACGGCGCGCAGGCGGCGGCGCACGUGGGCCGCAGCCUGCACUCGGGCGCCGUGUCGCCGCUACUCGUCACCGUCAACAUGGAGUACCCGCACGAGAUGCAGGAGCUGGAGAUUCUGAAGGCGCUGUCGCCGUCGCUGUUCGAGUCGCGCAGCCAGCAGAGGAAGCGGUUCGCGGUGGAGUUCACGCGGCGGGCGGCGGAGCAGGCGCUGGCGGGCGCGGCGGCGGCGGCGCUGCGCGCGGCCGGCUGGCCCGCGCCGCCCGAGCCCGCCGCGCAUGCGCGCUGUGCCGCCGUGCACGCCGCGCACGCGCCGCUGCACCUGGCCGGCAGGUACAUCAAGCUGUCGCGCGAGCUUCCGCAGACGCCCUGGAUAUUGAACGGCGUCCGAAUGAUGGAGUCCUCGGUCCAGGAGAUCAUAUUUGCGCCCAUCGCAGCCGCGUACGGACUUACACCAGAGGAAUGCGAACACCGGUUGAAGUUCAUGUCAGCAGGACGCGAAGAUGUGGACGUCAGGUGCCUGGGUGACGGCAGACCCUUCGCUGUUGAGGUGACGGACCCUCGGCGGGAGCUGACCGAGGCCGAGUUGAAGCGGGUGUGUGAGGACAUCUCCGCUGGCGGGAAGGUGGUCGUCCGCGAGAUGAUGUACGUCACCAGAGAGGAGCUUGCAGAACUGAAAAAAGGUGAAGAGACGAAAUGCAAGACGUACGAAGCACUCUGCAUCAAACUGUCGCAUUCAGAACAUGAACACGACAAGAGUCCGACAGAGCCGGUGACGGUGACGGAGCAGGACAUCGCGAACAUCAACUCGUACAGCAACACGAGCGAGCCGGGCGUGCGCGUGCAGCUCGUGCAGCGCACGCCCAUCCGCGUGCUGCACCGCCGCCCGCUGCUCGCGCGCACGCGCCACAUCCUGCAGCUGUCCGCCGCCGCCGUGCCAGGGCAGCCGGCGCUGCUGGCGCUGCGCGUGCGCACGUCGGCGGGCACGUACGUGAAGGAGUGGGUGCACGGCGAGCUGGCGCGCACGGCGCCCGCGCUGCAGGCGGCGCUGCGCGCGCGCGUCGACAUCCUCGCGCUCGACGUCGCGCGCGUGCACCUCGACUGGCCGCGCCGCGCACAUCCCGCGCCCCGCUAAAUAUACCGCCUGUCUGCA